Molecule: messenger RNA, 6266 nt
Organism: Pocillopora meandrina
Lineage: Eukaryota; Metazoa; Cnidaria; Anthozoa; Scleractinia; Pocilloporidae
Source: the annotation of a GenBank genome assembly
CUUUUUGUUUACAUCGACUCGACUGUUAUUAUCAUGGAACUAUGAAGUUGGGUGUGUAAGCACAGUAGUGAUAAUCAUACCUAUGAACCUUUAGAAACUGCUUCUCUUCUUCACGUCGCUCAGUUGUACUGUUAUAGAAGUCCUGGAAACGCACAAAUGAGGUACGUAGAAUGCUUGCACUGACCUAAGCGCAUUUUCAUCAUACUAAUAUGGCGACUAAAUUUCCCAAUACUUGACAGCUGAAUUUCGUUCUCUUCCCGAACGCAGUAGUUUUACCGUAGUCUAUGAAAUAGAGAAGCAAUCAGACGCAAGCUUUUCAUGAAUUUAUUUGUUGCAUUAAAGUUCAUUUCGCCGGUAAGAGAAUUUAAUACACGGCUGAAUUGGCAUUUUUUUUCGCCGAUUUCGAAACGUCUCGAAGAUCAAAUCUCCAUUGUGUUUAUGUUUUUUUUGUCAUACCUUGGUAACAAUCAAUUCAAGUUUCACCCUUUGAAAUACGAAAACUGGCGUCGAUUUUUGCUAUAAGUCAGCACAGACUUGUUCACCAUACGUUCAUACUCGUAUGAAGAAAUUUGAUGGAGCUCAAUUUGCAGAGCCGGGGGCGCCGAUCUAUUUAUGUCUUUGUUGCUCUGGCGUAUUCAGCUAUCUUAGCUUGUGUUGUCGACUUAAGCAUUUUAUUCUGAUUGCUGUUGCUCAUGGUUUAAGCGUUAAAUAAUAGUAUUGGAGUGGUGAGUCUUUAAAAAACGUUCAUUUUUUAGUCAUGGAGAAACAUCUACGAUCGAACUGACAAGAUUCUCCAAAACAUGUAUCUGUAAAUUCUGAAAUGCUUAAUUAUAAAACCGUUACGUAGUUGAUGUUCCUGUGGUCAUUGCUCCUCUGGUAACAUUUAUUUAUGCCGGGGUGAUCAGAAACUUUGAUUCUCUAAAAUGAAUGAUGAGAUCUUCACUUCAAUUUUCAUUUUAAAAACCCUCAGGGUGUACGUAGGUCAAGGAAAAUUUUUGAAAUACGAGAUUCUUGUUCAAUAUCAAGGUUCAAAUGAUAUUGAGGCUAAAAGGUCACAGGAAAUGUAUGUUUGACUUAUAUGGAUGUGUUUGUUAGUCAACUUUUCAAGUGCCUUGUGGCUGUUUCACUUUUAAGAGCUUACAUGUAUUUGUAAUUAGUUUCAAGAAGUAGCAUUUACGACAUGAAAUAAUUUGUAAGGCAUGCCAAUGAGGAAAAUUAGGGAAAAAAUGAUCGGUCCCCAUCUCUGCUGAGUUUAUUAUGUGUGCAUCUAGGCUACUUCUCUAAUUCUUCUAAUUAUCAUUAGCAGUUUGAAAUGAACAGUUAAAUUGGGAUCAGUUGAAGGCUGGGACCUCCUGGGUGGAGCAUGGGGAUAUUCAUAAUAUAACAUUUAGGCUAGUUUUACUGAUAUUUAGAGACAAAAGACAUUAUUUGACAUAGUAUUUAUUUUAGAAAAUAAUGAAAAUAUUCCCCAAAAGAUUGAAUUUGAAAGGAACAGAGCUAGCUAAGUUACUGAGCAUAUGUGAAAACCAUAUCUACAAAAUUGCAGAAUAGAUACUUGAAAAGUUUGUUUUAAAUCAAUAUAUAGAUAUGAAGUACUCAAUUCCAAAUUUAAAAGAUAAUUAAAAAGAACGAUAGAAGAAGAAAUUUGGUGCAGUGAUAGUAACUUUCAUUUCUUGUAGACUAAGUUUAAGGUUUGUCUACAAGAAUGAUUCACUGUUAUAGUGAACAAAGAUAUAUGCUAAGAAAAGCACUUCUUCACUAAAGAUGAUGACUACUAGGAAGAGCAGUGUUGAAGUUGUCAUGUAUGUAAAAGAAUAAAUUUUUAGGGUGGUAAUGAAGUAGAGAAAGAUGUUAUUCAAUGCAUUGUUACAAGCACGAGACAAAGAAAAAAAAUUCUGAGUGCCUGUGAGGAAUUGAACCUCAAUCUUCUUGUUUUAAAAUCACAAUGUAGUCUCAAAUCCAACUUUUGUGCAAAAAUCUGGGAAAUGUAAUUUUUGACAUUGAAACUUUCAAGAAUGGAGGAUUAUAGCUCUUAAGCCACAAAAAACAUCUCAGGCCUAACUUAGGCAAGCCAUGUUGUAGCUUCCAGGACAAGUUCUGCUCUAGAGUGCUCAAAGAAAGAUCCUGGGAAUAAAUUGUUCAGUAUGGAUAUUGUGUUAACAAAUAUUUAAUGAUAACAUAUUUGUACAGGACAGCCCUUCAGUAGAUAAGUAAUGUCAUGAAAGGGAUGCUUAGUUUUCUACAAAUGCCCAAAUCCACUCCUGACUAAUUAUGAAAUAUGUGUAAACCUUUGUAUUACAUGAUUGGUUGAUUAUUUGCCCAUUGAUUUAAAAAAGGGAAAAGCAUUGACCAGAUUUUUUGUCAAAGUUUGCCACAUUGCUUUCAACUCUUGGUAUCUUAGGAAAGCUGUUUAAGUGUUUAGAAGCAACAGUAUUUCCAAUCAUGCUUCAAUGUGGUAGAAUAGUUUUCAGAAUUUCUUCAUCCCACAUGUAUUUUUGAAAGUUCAACAUUUAUAUGCAGUUAUAUCUUUCCUAUAAACAGGAAUUGUGUGUGGCUGACUGAACUUGCAAAAUUAGUGAACUAAUAAAUUUAAGGUAAGCAAAAAAAAAAAAAAGGACACAAGUUCUUCUUUGUUAUCUGUGACCCUAAGCAAUGUCUGUUUUGUUUGUUGUUCAGUAAAAGUGAUUUGGUAAAUUGUAAAUUUCAAACAAAACUCGACAUUUUACACUGUAUAGACACCAAAAUACUGUUAUAAAUACUACUGAAUAGGUCUCAUUCACAGCUGUCCUUUUGUCUUAUACACAAUAGGCCCUUUCUGUUAAGUAGAGAGUAUGCAUUUCCUAACAUCACUUAACAACCACCGCAAAGGGGACUACAGCUUUACAUAGUCAUUAUAGAAAUUAUCAGAGACAACUUUUUUCUAAUUUCUGGCACACAUAUCUGUUAUCACUUUAUAAAGUGAGGUUCUUUGGUCUUUAAAAUAUUGAUGACAUAUUGAAAGGUUUUUUGUUUUUUUUCCAAUAAUUUUUACCAAUUUUCAGAUGAUAGUUUCCUGUGGGUUGAAUGUCAGCAAACUGCUCAAAGUGCUAAAUGAGGGGCUUCUGAAAGAAGAGACACACCUUGCUCCCCUCAUGUGCUUGGCUGGAAAUGAGGUUUGUAAAUGCACAUUUAUCAAUCAAAUAUUGUAGUAGGUCAUGUGUAAAUUAUUAUUUUUGUAAUUUUCCUUUUAGGAGAAAAUGUAACUGAAUACUGUGACUAGAACUUUUGGCAAAUUUUCAUGUGUAAUUGCAGACCUUUAAACAGAAUGGCAGAAAUUGUUUGUAAGUCAGAGGGUUCAUAAUUGGUCUCAUCUGAAUUUUAUAGUUAAACUGGUACAAAAUGAAUGUGUGCAGAAGGAUUGUUUCAGGAUGAACAAGUCAUUAAUGCAGAGGGUUCAAUGUCAUGAUAUAAUAACAAGACAUGCAAAAGGUACUCAACAUUUGUUGUCUUUUUUCCUGCUAGGAUUCAGAUGGAAUCAGUCUUUCCAACCGAGACAACAGUACAGUUUUUAUACUCAAUUUGAGCAGGCAUUGUGGAUUUCACUCAGAGACAUUCUCCCUUUCUGUAAAUUUGCUUGACCGUUUCUUAUCAGUUGUAAAGGUGAGUUAUUUGUUGCUGUGUACUGUGUUCAUGUAGAUAUCUCUCCUAUAGAAUGCUUAAGAUGUAGAAGUUUAAGCAAUUAAAUUUGAUAAAUUCAGGGAUACCUUGAAUUAACAGUAUGUGUCUAUAUUUGAAUAUACAGUCAUGUAAUGUCUUUUCUUAUCAUUUUCAAAACUACAAAAGAAAUGGUGUACAAUUUAAUGGAAUUGAAAUGUCCAAUUUUUAUUUAAAAAAUUACAGCAAUGCAAUUUAUGAAUAUGCUAUCAAGUAAAAGAUGAGUUUGAAAUCUAUCAAUUACUUUUUCAAAAAUUAAGUGUCUAAGUUGUUUAAGAUGUGCUAAGUUGUAUUUUCAAGAUAUGAAGAGUUUUUUUAGUAGAGGUUUUCAUGAUCAUACUUAUCUUUAUCUUUACAUGAAGGCCAACCCUAAGUAUCUUCCAUGUAUCAGUAUUUGCUGUCUGUUCCUUGCUGUUAAGAUGUGUGAAGAGGAUGAGGUACUAAGCUUUUGUCAUUAUCUUUUUAGCUAGGGUGUUUAAUUAGCUGUAAAUGUUGUGUUGAUGAUUUAGUAUGUAACUGUACCAAGAGUUAAAAACAAUUUUGAAUUAAUAAACCAUAGUCACCAACAAGAAAUCAGUCAUUCCCUGUUCAAGUUUUUUGCCCAUAGUUAUACAAUGUACAAUGUGUGUGCUUUUGUAGGAGUACUUGUAGUUAACAAGCAAAUUGCUGUGUUGAACUUCUUUAAGACAAAUGUUUAACAACACUAACAUUUGUUUCAGCUCCUUCUGUUUAUGUAAACAGGGAAUGAAUCUUGUUAACCUUUUAAUGCCUGAGAUCUCAUUAGUAAUUCUCCUUACUGUCUGCUAUGCAAUUCCUGUGAUGCUAGUUCUCAGAAUUUGGUACUGGGUCAACUAGAAAAUCCUCAAAUUUACAUUUUGAUAAUUCUUAUCACCUGUCUGAUUGACAUUGUAUUGAUAUCAUAAGGAGAAAUUCUGUCUUGGUCACUAAUAGGAGUUAAAUUGAUUUGACGAGGAGCACUGUAUGCUUUAACUGUGCAGGUGAACCCUAAACUGAGGAUACUUGCACACAAAUGCAUGUAUGUAAACACAUAUGGUAAAACUGCUUGAUGAUAUUCCAUUUUUUGUUUAAUUUUCUCUGCUAGGAUGUUCCUACAGCUGCUGAUUUGGUCAAAGUUAGUGGACUUAACUUUUCUUCAUCAGAUCUGCUACGAAUGGAACGAAUCAUUCUUGAUAAACUUAACUGGAAUCUGAAUGCUUCAACUCCUUUAUAUUUCCUGCAGGUGGUAAGUAAAGUAACAUUUGUUUGAAAUGUUUAUGGGUGCAUACCUAAAUAAUAAUAUACAAUUAAUAACCUACAGACAAUAUGCAAGCUUAAAUGUCUCAUGUCUUCUUUCAGUUUCAUGCCUUGUGUGUUUCAAAAGGAUUUCUAGACCACUGUCCAGUGAACCAUCAUUUACAGCAUAUCACCUCGCUCUUAGAAGAUCUCCUUUGCUGUCAUAAGUUUAUGUUUUUCAAGGUAAUUAUAUAAUAAUGGAAAUUAAUACCCUCACCACAACUUUAAUGUAAAGAUGAUACAGGAGCACCUUAAACUAGAGUCAUAUGAAUCCAUUAAGAUUGAAAGUUUGGAUAAAAAAUAACAUUUAACACUUUGAUAGAGCUUUUGACUAGUAGGAAAAUACUACUAAGCAGGUCACUAAAUUCUGAUUUAAAAUUCAAAAUCUCUCUAUUUUCUAGCCAUCAACAUUAGCACUGGCCUUGUUGAGUUGUGAAUUGAUGUAUGUCAGCAGCAACUGGCUCCUGGCAACGCAUUUUCUACAAGAACAGGCAAAGGUAAUAGUGUUCAACUAUAUAUACUGGAGUUAAAGAUCUUUGGAUGGCUAACAGAACUGAUUACUUAAAAAUGUAUAUGUUGGCUAGAGGCACCCAUACCCACCAUUUUGAUGUUUUAAGAGUACAGAUCUUAAAAAUUGAACAUAUUGCUUUGAACACAAAGAAAAAAUUGUACCGUCCUGUUCGCUAUCCCAUAGCACAAGUUUGAAUAGCAUUUAUCAGCUUAUAAAGGGUAGUUUUUCAUGUUCAAUUAAUUGCUGAUUAUUUUGCUUUUCUCUUGUUUCUUUAACAUGGCAGAUUCCUGAUGCUGAACUUUGGCAGUGUUGUAAACUACUUAAUGACCACUUCAAGUCUAUUUCAAAAAGUCACUCAAUCAAAAUGAAGACACUGACAUUAAGUGAUAGACAAGAUCCUUCAUUCCCUGCUUUGAUAGGGAACUAAUACUAAUCGAGGUGAUCACAGUAUCUAACUGGUGGUGUGGUUUAAGCUAUAGAGUAUGAAAAGUCGUAAGUGUUUCUUUAAAAAAAUGCACUCAUAGCUGUGUUUAAUAAGUCAUUUUCAUCUUAAUUUACACACGUGUCAAGAAAAGUCUUAACCUUAAUGUAUGUGUCGUGUCCUCCUAAGGCAUUUGAAGAGUUUUGCUCUCCAUUUGUUUUUGUUGUGUAAUGCAAGUUUUAUGACUGGUUGGUGUGCAAGAUUUGUUUUUAUGGUGGAGAGGAAUAGAAAACUUUUAUUGUACUUUAGGCAUUUUGUUAAAUGUAUGUAAAUAUUUUAGUAUGGGAU